AUGACAGCUGCAGGUUCUUCAGAGAAUAUAAUUAGUGCAGAACAGCAACAAGCUAUUCAAGAGAGGGACAAAUAUCGUCAGAAGAAAAUCCGGCACCAUAAUGAUGCCGAAUUUGAAAAGCUGGCAGAGCUAGCGGAGGACUGUAUUACACCUACAAAGCCGUUAGCACUGUUAUCGAUGUCCCCCAAGGGCUCAGAGAGAAAGGCUAGCUCACAGUCUAAGAUACUUACAAAGCGCAUAAUUGAUGAGGGUACCAGGGAAUUUUCAGAAACUUCUCUGCAUACGUAUGCGACUUCUGACAGUUUUUACACGGUAGCCUCGAAAAAUGGGGGAGAAAACGUUGAUUAUCAGCAGCAUAAAACGCCAAGUACUGUAAAGAUGACACCAUUCUCGAAAUUUGACCCAUUGCAAACUCCAGUUGUUGGGUUCAAGAACGCGGGCGGUGUACAUGGAGGGAAUAUGUACGAUGACGAAACUCCUAAAGCUAGUUCAUAUAUGCGUAAUGAUGGACUGCGAAACGAGGUCGAUCAGCCUGAAGAAGGGUCUCAAGAGGUGAGCAGACAUAAUUCUUCUGUACAGGCCUUCCCUGCUAUGAGCGGUCUGGGUCUUUCGAACCUAGAGACAGAGUUUUCCGAAAAAGUGGUGAAGGAGAAUUCAGAUCCCGACUUUUCUAACUACGACUACGAGAAACCCCUGGACAAAGAAUUUCCAAGCCUUUUAACUUCUGACGACACAAAGCACGAUGUUACAGACCAUGAGAACGCUUUUACCUCCGCAUCUGGAUCAGAAGGAAAACCGCUGUCUAAAGAUAAUAUUGCACUGACAAGUACUGGAACGCUGUAUGAAACUGGCGAUACUACCAUGGACAGUAGCAAUGAAGAUAUUCAAGAUGAAGCUCGCCAUAUACUUGGCAACACAGGAUAUCCCCUACCUAGUGGAGCAGCACCGACUAAACCGCUUGUAUAUGGUUCGUUACCCAAUGAAAUAACACCUCGAUCCGAGCUGAGACCGAGGCCAGACUUUAUUAAAUCAAACAGGACGACCCAGUAUUCAGUGGGAAAAUCUGACCAACUACAGGAUUCUGAUAACCUCGCAUAUCUUUUCAUUAUUUCAAUUCAUUCAUUUGAUGCGCAGACCCUUGAUAAUGAGGAUGACAAAAAUAUAUGUCUCUCAUUUGAGAAAGACGAGAUUGCAUUUGUUCACACAGUAGACGAAUCUGGAUGGGGUGAAGUCACUCUUAUAAGGACUGUAAAACGGGGUUGGGUUCCAUUCAAUUACUUUUCGGACGUAGUGAAACCUAUAGAACAAAUUGAGAAUAAAAAAGAAGCGCUAAUGGAGAGCAGGAAACCUUUAGAGCUUUUACUAUCAACGGCAGGGAAAUUUCUUGUUCAAUCGCAACAGUAUGCUACGUCCAAUGCAGCAAAAUCUGCGUACCUAGGGACUGUAAACGAAAUACGAGAUGGCGUGAAACAUUUACUUCAGAAAACGGAUUGUGUGUCAAGAUCUAAUGACCUAGUGAAGGCGAGACCUAUAAUACGAAAAUACAGAAAGAAGUUGCUGGCAGACUGGUACAACUUAAUGCUGAAAGCAGAUCAAUACAAGGAUAACAUCGAUAGCAAUAAGAUCGAGAUCCUACAAAAUUUUGUAUAUUCCGUUUUAAGAAGGUCGUUCAACUUUUACAACGUCUGGGUCAAGGAAAGUCUAGCCUAUUCUUCAAUGAUAUCCUCCAAGCAGCAGUCAAAUGCACGUGGUGAAGACCGCUCUGCACAGCUAAUAACCUACUUGUCACAUCCUCCUAAGACAAUGGCCAGAUUGACUGAAAUACAUGAGCUUUUGUUUACCUAUAUCGGCCUAAUUCUUGGCCGUUUGGACAUGAUCGAGCAUAACGCAACAGGUUGUGAACUCCUAGAGCUCCUUGUUCACCAAAUAAUCCUUCUCUUACGGGAUUUAUUAUACAUUAGCAAGUCGUGUUCAACAUUGAUUCAUUCCAGGUAUAAUGACUUAUAUCAAGAUAAUCUGGACCACAAUUUAGACCCACUUUUAUCUCUAGUAUCGGAAUUGGUUUCAUGUGUUAAGCUGUUCGUCAAUGCCACAAUCAAUGAAUCGAAUAGUGGUGAAAACCUUGCUAUAACGGAAGAGAAGUAUAGCCAUACUCCGGAGGGUUCUCAAUUGAUAGUAAUAGUUUCCAAGAUGACAAGGUUAAUAAGCAAAGCGAUAUUUGCUUGCAAAAAUUACCUAAAGCUGGUUGGUGAUUUUCAAUUAGGAAGUGAAAGAAAGUACCCAGAUUUCCGUCGGAUGCAUGUUACACCAGAAAUAUUUGUUAAAAAAUGUUCUAGCGGCAUGCUUGAUAAGCUUAAUAGAAACAAUGCUUUUUCAACUAUUAUCAAGGAGAAUAGGGAUUCCUUACUUCAGUCGCCCUCUCACAAAAAAAGAUUGGCGCACUACUCCACCAUUCGCUCUGGAGCUGAUGGAAAUUCGUUAAAUAUUGUUGGGACUCAAUUUUUAAAAGAUUUCUUACCAGAGGAUGGCACUUUUCUCCAAGAUCCUGAGUUUGAACCUUACAAACUGAAAGACACAGAGACAGUACAAGAUAACAAUGAGCUCAUAAACAGCAAACCUGAUAUGAAGGAUGAAAUGGUUUUUGAUAAGUCAGGUAAUUUGAUUGGUGCUUCAUUUAGGGCUUUAGUGUUUACCGUAACUGAUGAGCUAGAAAAAGAGGAUGAUUUCUUGCGUGCGACAUUGUUGCUAAAUUUCAGAUUAUUCGCCACUAGCUCGGAGUUGUCAGAGGCUUUAAUAACCAGGUUCGAUGUUAAGGAAACUUUCUUCAAUUAUGCUGAAACUGAGCGUAAUGGCCAAUAUUCAUCUAGAGCUUCUAUGAUAAAGGCCAGAAGAAGAAGGGUAUGCAAACUAUUCUUAAUGUGGAUGGAAGGGUUUUGGAAUUUUAAGGAAGAUGGUGAACUUUUACCAAUGCUAAUAAACUUCUUUAAUGAAGGCGUAGCACUGUUUUUACCACUGGAAGCCAAGAUAUUAAUGGAAUCUGCUGCUCGUCUAUGCUGUUUUGCAGUUUCUAACAGUAAUGUUGUCUAUCGCGGACCUUUACAACUGAUACCCAUGAUUCUAGACACGAAUAACAGAAAUUCAAUUAUUUCUUCGUCGUCUACGUCUCCAUCAAGCAGGCUGUCGCUGGUUUCUGUAGACGAACAGUUCAUUGAAGAAUAUGAGCUAACGAAACUACCAACCAGUAACCGCAACUCAAUAGCCUUGCCAGCCACUCUGCUUAACGUGGCCAUUCCUUCCCUAAUCACGAAGAAAAAUAUUUAUGAACUAGAGAAAAUUGUGCGCACUUACCAUAGGAUCAUAGCAACUCACCACGGGGUCCCUUCGUCUAGCAGCAUAAUGCAGCAUUUGAAUCUAGAGGUCACUCUGAAAGACUGGCUUACAUUGGUCCGGACACCAUCGGAUAAAAUCGAUUUUGGUCGUUUAAACCACAACGACUUCAGCAUCACGGAUUUAAAUCCUCUUGAAGUCGCAAUGCAAUUAACUCUGAUAGAGUCCGCGAUUUACUUAAACAUCACGCCUUUCGAGCUAUCAAACAUGAAUCUUAACACGGUAUCAGAAGAUGCCGCCUCCGAGAUGUCACCGGUACAAAUUGUGUUAAAAUUCACCAACUUUUUAUCACACUACGUCACAGAAUCUAUCGUAGGUCCCGGUUUAUCUAUGGAAAAACGUGUUUACAGGCUUACAAGCUGGUUCAAGAUCGCUUCCGCUUCGUUAUAUUUCCGGAACUUUAAUUCUGUAGCCUCCAUCAUGACAGCCCUACAAAGUCAUUACAUUUCUCGUCUAGACCCCAUAUGGAGUUGCCUAGACGACAAGGACCUAGAUCUUUUCGAAUAUUUAUCAAAGAUCAUUCAUCCGAACAAUAACUACAAGGUCUACAGAACAAAAUUGAAUAACAUUAUUGAUGAGUAUUCCCAGAGUGAUACUUCAAACGCAAAAUCGCAAAUUCCCGUUGUUCCCUUCUUCAAUCUAUUCUUACAGGAUAUCACCUUUAUAGAUGAGGGAAACCCUAAAUAUAGGAACCCAGACGCCUUCAAACCUAACAAAAUUGUCAACAUCGACAAGUACCUACGGAUAUCAAAGAUCAUUGCUACAAUUCAGUUUUUCCAGGUACCGUAUGACACAGAGGAAAGAAACGUGACCAAGAAGAAUGACUUUUUCUUUAACGUUUCGCGAUCCCGUAUAAUUACUCCCGUACCUCUUCUCCAGGAGUACAUUCUAUACGAAUUCUGGCGCGUCGGCACGCUAUACGCCAACGACCUAGACAGAAGCUACAACUUGAGCUUGAAGCUAGUACCGAACAAACUUUAG
Molecule: messenger RNA, 4368 nt
Organism: Eremothecium sinecaudum
Lineage: Eukaryota; Fungi; Ascomycota; Saccharomycetes; Saccharomycetales; Saccharomycetaceae
Gene: BUD5
Product: Ras family guanine nucleotide exchange factor BUD5
Exons: 1
Coding region: 1-4368 (1455 amino acids)
Biological process (GO): positive regulation of GTPase activity; Ras protein signal transduction
Cellular component (GO): plasma membrane
Molecular function (GO): protein binding; guanyl-nucleotide exchange factor activity
Source: RefSeq, a predicted model, not a curated record